GUUGAUGGGAUACUUUUUAUUGCAAGCGUGGAUAGUAGGAAUAUCAAUUAAUGUAAAAUUCUAGAAUAGUAAUAUAUUAGUGGUGGUGGGUCAUAUGAUAGUGAUGAGGGUCAGAGAAAGAUUGGGAUAUGGGUAGAGUUGGAUGAAAGGUUCUAGUAUAUUAAAUAAGUCAUCUAUUGCGGUGAGUAUAAUAAAAUGGGUAAGAAGGAAGGAAAAUGGGAUAUUAUGUGUUGUAAAGAGGAAGAGUAGGAAUAUGUAUAAAUGUAAAUUAUUCAUAAAUAAAUUAAUAACUUAUUAGCGGUGGUGGAUCUUAUGAUAAUCAUGAAGGUGAGAAAAAGAUUGGAGAGUUGGAUUAAUGGUUUGAUGUACCAAAUAAAUAAAUCACCUAUUGCGGCGAAUAUAAUGUUAAGGGUAUUAAGGUAGGUAGAUGGGAUAUAGUAUGUGAAGGAAUAUAAAUGUAAUAUUUUAGUAAGAAAAUGUAUAGUGGCGGUGGAUCAUUUGAAGAGUAGAAUUAGAAAAAGAUUGGGAGUUGGAUAGAGUUAGAUGAAAAGUAUUACAAUUUGAGAAAACUUACUUAUAAUGGUGAAUAUAAUAUUUAGGGUAUGAAGGCCGGUAGAUGGAAUAUAGUAUUUGAAGGAAAAUAAAUAUAAUUAUAUAAUAGUAAGCAUCUGCUAGCGGCGGUGGAUCAUAUUAUAGUGAUGAGAGUUAGAAAAAGAUUGGAAUGUGGGUAGAGCUGGAUGAAUGGUUUGCCAAUUGGAAAUAAAUCACUUAUAAUAGUGAAUAUAAUAUGAGG
Messenger RNA from Paramecium sonneborni, 793 nucleotides. Lineage: Eukaryota; Ciliophora; Oligohymenophorea; Peniculida; Parameciidae. The record is from the annotation of a GenBank genome assembly.